Molecule: messenger RNA, 1625 nt
Organism: Clupea harengus (Atlantic herring)
Lineage: Eukaryota; Metazoa; Chordata; Actinopteri; Clupeiformes; Clupeidae
Gene: spata4
Product: spermatogenesis associated 4
Biological process (GO): regulation of cytoskeleton organization
Cellular component (GO): axoneme
Molecular function (GO): microtubule binding
Source: RefSeq, a predicted model, not a curated record
CUAUAUUCUCAAAGAAUGUAACCGUCAAUACGCUUAGGUAACUCAUCCUUAAACUUUUUGCGUUUGUAUUCCAAGCCAGAGGUGGCAGUACAAUGGUUUUAGAGCUAGUAUGGAGUAAAAUCCUGAGGUGGCGAUGGAAGCUCGUUGCCAUAGAGAUGUAAACAAUAAAGCCUAAAGUAAUACGGUUUUUCUAAGAGGUAAAUCGACCAGUUUGGCAGUAUUAGUUACAUUUAAUUUAAAGCGAGAUAAUGGCUUAUGCACAAACUCCCAGGAAGACGGGACUCCCUCGAGAAGUUUUGAAAUGGUUGCAAAGUCUUGAUUUAUCAUUUUAUCCAAAGAAUGUACGCAGAGACUUUUCUAAUGGCUACCUUGUGGCUGAGACGUUUUCUUGGUAUUAUCCAGAGGAGUUCUCCAUGCACUCCUAUGGCAACGGGACUUCACUGGCCGCCAAACUGAGCAACUGGGCCCAGAUAGAAAGGUUUUUCACAAAGCAUCACAUCCCCUUGCCAAAGGAGGUCAUUGAUGGCACCAUUCACUGCAAGCCAGGGGCUGCAGAGAUUCUGGUUCAGGAGAUUUACAGCAUCUUGACCCGCAGGCGGCUGAAGAUGUGGUUCGGAGGAGAAGUGGACUUCUCUGACCGCAGUUACCAGGAGCAGCUGCCCAUGGUGGCGCGCCCCACAGCCUCCAAGGCCAUAAAGAACAACCUGCGUCUCUCAGAGAUGAUAGCCGAGCCCAACAUCAGCACCAUUCAGGGCAAGAUCCAGGCCAUUGUAGAGCGCCACCUAGAGGACAGGAGGCUGGAGCGCCUGCAGGACCCGAAGCGUUUUGGGGUGAAACCCACCCUGGGGGAGCGUGCAGCUCGCCGCCCACCCUCGGCCAGCCAGUCCAGACAAGGCUCCCUCUCCAUCCCACGACCUGACUCCACGGGCUCGGUCAUCAGAAGGAGGGGGAGUGUCAGCUUUAAGGAGAUGGACAGCUGUCAGUCAUCCAGAUCUCUGUCCUUUUAGAGACUGUUGUUGAGGAUCAAUGGAAACAAACUCUGGCUAAUAAAUAUUCUAUUUACAGGACCACUAUGUCAGGAGCACUCCUAAUAACUAACGAUGGGGCUGGUUUAUAAUUGAAUACCAGAAUUAUGUUUGUGUGUUUUGAGUCCAUGUAUUAAUUAUAGAAAUCUUGAUAGUAUUAUGGUAAUAAGGUAUUGAAGUUAAAAUUCAUUUGAAAGCUUAGUUUCAGAUAAAGAAACAUUUAUUUGCUUUGCUUUCUUGUCUCAGCCGGUUAAAUAAUUGAUUGGCCAACAGAUGAUGGUUAUUGGUCAGGAUUUGAGUACAUCAAGUGUAUCUUGCUGUUGUUUGGUUGAAAGAUGAGAUUUCAGUCCUGUUUAGCACAGGCAAUUUAUGACAAGCAGGUGAAUCGCACGCUCUCUUCCACAGUUAGUCCACAGUCAUCCAGCAGGUGGCAGCAUUUCCCCCUAAAUAGCACCUUGUCACAGCCAGGGUGGUAGCAAAAACAACACCCACCAAAUUAUACCGUCUGAGUGUAAAUGUCCAGAUUAAUCACCACAUUACCACACACAUGAUAAAGAAUCAUGUAUAAAAUGCAGGCCAUGAUAAAUAAAGGAUUUUGAU